AACAAACUGACUGAUUUUGUUCUUUUUGCAGAUGGCUGUGGCUAAACAUGUCCAGACAGUAUUUUCCUGGUUAUUGACAUUAUUAGGCUGGGUGUUUGUGCCACUUACUAACUAUCUGUUCUCAAGAUGGUAUGAUAAGACCGUAAGAACAGUGCAACCAGUGGAGGAUGAAGUUUUGCUUAAAAGUGCCACAGAAAUAGCAAGGAAAAUACGCUCCAGAGAGCUAAGAGCUGAGGAUGUUAUGUCAGCGUCAAUAGCACGAGUGCAGAGAGUGCAGGGACUUGUGAAUGCAGUUGUUGCACCUCGUUAUGAGGAUGCCAUUGUGGAGGCCAGAGAACUAGACAAAAAGUUGGAUGCAGAUUCGAGUGCUGAAGAGUUUUCUGAAACUAACAUGCCAUUCCUUGGGGUGCCACUGAGUGUAAAGGAGGCCUUUGCUGUUAAAGGCAUGCCCAACUGCAGUGGUUUGGUAUCGCGUAAGGACUACAGAAGCACACAAGACUGUCCAGUGGUUGAGCGGUUGAGGAGGGCGGGAGCCAUACCAUUCUGUAUGACAAAUAUCAGCGAGCUGUGUAUGUGGUACGAGUCCGCAAACCGUGUGUAUGGACGCACGAGCAAUCCGUAUAAUACAAGCAGGAUCGUGGGCGGGAGUUCAGGAGGAGAGGCUGCUAACAUAGCGAGUGGUGCCGCAGUGUUGGGAGUGGGGUCAGAUAUUGGCGGGAGUAUUCGGAUGCCUGCCUUCUUCUGUGGUAUCUUUGGGCACAGAUCUUCAAGAGGCCUGGUCCCGAACGAGGGUCAGUUUCCCAUGGCAACGGGGUCAGAGGUUGACCUGCUGAGUACAGGGCCCAUGUGCAGGUAUGCUGAGGACCUUUUGCCCAUGUUGAAAGUCAUGUCAGCCAAUAAUAAACAGGCACAGUUGGAUGAGAAGGUGGAUGUUACCAAGCUGACCAUAUACAACAUAGAGGAUGAUGGGGGAGGGCUGCUUGUGUCCAGAGUUGAUCCACAGCUGAAACAGGCGCAAGCCAGGGCUGUACACUAUCUCCAGACAUCAUUAGGAGCGACAGUAAAGAACACGUCAAUAUCUAAAUUUAAAUAUGCCAUAGACAUGUGGGGAGCAAAAAUGACGAAAUCCGGCGGCAAAUCGUUCUGCGAUUACAUGAGAGGGGACCAAGGGGAGGUAAAUCCAUUGAAAGAGCUGCUACUAUGGCUGGUGGGUCGUUCCAAGCACACACUGCCGGCUAUUGCUUUGGGGUUAUUUGAAAAGGGGGACCACUUGCUAGAAAAUGUCAAUAAGCGGGCUCUCAAAAGCUUCGACAAAAUGGAGGAAGAGAUUACGACCCUGUUGGAUGAAAAUUCCGUAUUAAUUUACCCCACCCAUCCGAAGAUUGCGCCCUACCAUAACCAGCCAUUGCUGUACCCAUUUAAUUGGGCGUACACCGGGCUGUUCAAUACGAUGGGACUGCCUGUUACGGCCAUUCCCUUAGGGUUGAGCCGAGAGGGUCUUCCCAUGGGUAUGCAGAUUGUGGCGGGCAUGAAUUAUGACCGAGUGUCCAUUGCUGUGGCUGAAGAGUUGGCAAGAGCAAAGGUUGCUGAGUGGGUAAACCCUGGUGCUGGGCUCGACUAAUAAAUCCUAUUGAUUGCAUUCCAAGAUCAAAAGCUAUUUAUUAAUUGUUUUGAUGUCUUGUUUUGUUGUGUCACUUGAUACUACAUGUAGUAAAGUAAAUGUUAUAGUGUACUUGCAUCAUUAAGUAUUGAUUUUUGGUGAUUAUUUUUUGUUUUUGCUUUUAUAGCUUUAACUUUUUAAUAUCUGUGAUUGUAGUCUUGAUGUUUUCAAUGUGAUACACACGUGCCAUUAAAGGGAUCUUUUCACGUUUGGAUAAAUUGACAAAGUUGAAAAAAAAUUGUUUCAGAUUUGCAAAUUUUUGUUGUAGUUAUGAUUUUUGCAAGGAAAUUUUAAUACUGAACAUUAACCAUGUUCUAAAAUAUCCAUUAUAAGCAUCUUUUGAGGAUAAUAAUAAAGCACUAGAAACGCGAAACAAUUGUAUUAUUUGGAACGUUUUGUUGUUAUCAUGAUAUAUUGUGACAUAACAAGGAUUGCAUUUACAAGGUGUAAUAUACAUCUUAUACUAUGUCAGCAUGCCUGGCAAAAUGGUUUAAGCGCUAGACUUAUACUCAUAGGGUCAGUGAAUAGAACCUGGGCGUGGAUAACCUUCUUUUUCUUUCUUUUUUAAAUAAAUAUUUUGUUGUUUACAGAACUCUUAGUCUCGAUGUUUACAUUUAUCAAUUUAAAGUAUUUAAUGACAAACUUUAAAAAACAUACCAAAAUCUGUGAAAAGAUCCUUUUAAAAAAUCCAAAGACACAAGGAUCAAGAUGUAUUAUGCAUUAAUUUUAUUGUUUAAUGUUUGUGCUUAUAUUUCAAAAGAGAACAUGUGCAAUUAAAGAUAACAUACAGUAUGUAAUUGUUAUAAAGUUAAACUGUCUCAUGUCACUAAAAACUGUGCCUGUUUUGAAGUGAUUAAAUGCUUUAUUGUCCACAAGCGGUUUUACCGGAGGGGACUUAUGGUUUGCGCUCAGUGUGUCCGUCAGUCCGUCUGUCAGUCAGUCUGUCACACUUUUCUGGAUCCUGCAAUAACUUUAAAAGUUCUUCAUAUUUGUUCAUGAAACUUGAAACACGAACAGAUGGCAAUAUGGAGAUUAUUCACGUUAUUUCCUUUUCUUCCUACGUCAAGAAUUCUGGUUGCUAUGGCAACAAAUAUAUAUAUAUAUAAAAUCUGACAAUGGUGGAGCCGAUAGGGGUCAUAUAUUGCUUGGCAAUAGUCUUGUUGUUUCAUUGGUUUUAAUAAAAAAAAUUAUUUAUUCUAUAAAUAAUAAGUGUUUAAGAUAAAUGAAAGCUUGUUUUAUUUUUUGAGAAACAUUAAGAUGAAAAAAUGAUAUUUGUGUUUUUAAGAAACAUUGAGGUGCUUUAUUUUCCAGUUGAAUAAAAAAUGUUUGUUCCUGUUUGUAUUCUUAUGAGAUGACAAAAUAGGAUCACAUUUUAUUACGUUUUCUCCUUUUUAAAAGUAUGUGUCGUCGUACGAACGCUUUAACAUAUUUAUAGUCCACAUGUGUGCAUUAAAACCAAAAUAAAGUUGCUUCUACUGUUUUUUGUUAAUUGCCGUUAGUUCCUGAUAUCUGAUAUUAGCAAGAUUUGUAUUGAAAUCUACCGUCACGCUAAUGUACAUUCCAUUUAUUUUAACGGCAAGUGUUCAACUGCUAGCUGCUAGUCUGUUCAUUCUUUCUGUAAUGUUGUUAAGUAUGGCCUAUGAUGUAUGUGAGAAAUAAUUCAAAUAAACUUCAUAAAAUGUA
This is a messenger RNA of Dreissena polymorpha, 3343 nucleotides long. Its product is annotated as fatty-acid amide hydrolase 2-like. The transcript has 7 exons. The record is from RefSeq and is a predicted model, not a curated record. Lineage: Eukaryota; Metazoa; Mollusca; Bivalvia; Myida; Dreissenidae. Bases 32 to 1621 code for a protein of 529 amino acids.